CUGUGCUUCUUAGCUCUUUCCCUCAUGACGUUGACGUUUCUCUUUUGACGUAGUAGUUUCUCUAAAAAAAACAGCGUUCUCAUGAAAGAUAGCUAGAAGAAUUCUAUCCACAGGUAUCCCGACUGGGGAAACACCUGCUCGAACCAUCCCAAGACUUAGAGACAGACUGAUUGGCUGAAUCUAGUAAAUUUAUUAAUUCAUUUAUUAAUAUCUUUAUCAUGAUUGGUUAAUUCGAUUUGAUGUGCAGCAACAAGCUAAGGUAUUCGUAUGUAUCCAUGGGAAUUUUCAACUUUGGGAUUAUGCCCUUACAUUCAAAAAGUGUAGGCAUCGAUUUGAUUUUUCGUUCCAUGUGAAUACAUAUCACAAGGGAAUGCCUUGUCGAGAAGGAGUCGAAUUGGUCGGAUUCGAGGACUUGUAACACGUAUAUUUGUAAGCCUUGAAAUGUCACCGUGAAAUCAGUACAAACCUUUCAAUCGUGAGAUAUUCCCCGCUAGAAUGAACUACAGCUACUACUCACAACUGCUGGAUAGCUAUCGCAGGCGUAUGGAACCAAAUGUUAGUCUUCUGAGCAUACGCAGAGCAGUGUGUCACAGUUACCAGAACGAGGCUGCAAAGUACCACGAGAGGUGCCGCCAAGAGCGCGCCAAGCAACGACGAACACAGAUACAAACAGAGCGGGAAAUCAGUACAAUAAUAAAAGAACUGAAAAAGAAGGAGAGGGAAAUCGGCCAGCGAUAUGCCCAUAUCAAGAAGCGUCACGCCUCGUCAAUCAGCAAAAAACGGACACUAGAUGAAGACCGUCCGAAGGCCAUCACAGUAUUCGUCCCAUCCAUGAACAUCAGUAAAGCCGGAGCUACAGGACAAAAUGACAAACCAACACAACCGGUAGAGAAAUCGUCAAAUAUCCAAACGGAAACAGAAGUAGACCAAGAAACCUAUCGGAACCGAAGCCAAAAGGAAAAGAAAAGACAGACACAAAUCGACGUUUUCCAGAUACCAAAAAUAACACCGUCAAUUUGGGCGUCGCGCGAAGAGUCUGACCUUGGAGUAAAGGCAGCCCAGGCAUACGAACAGCGGCUACGAGAGAGAUUGGGUAUAGCGUGUGAAGAAACAAAGCAUGUUAAUGAUGAAGCUAUCCUAAUCCUUGAGCAAGCCCACCAAACAUACGAGGAUCAGACCUGUAAGUUGCCAGCGAUCAGCGUUAGUGAAGGGGAGACGCGCAUGAAUUACAUUGAGCAGAGGUACUUUAAGACUGACAAGCAAGAAAUGAUGCCGGAAGACGGAACAACACAAUACAAGGAUGACACGGACUCGUACGUGGGGCCUGGAUACCACCGCAGUGAUACAUACGAAUUACUUAUAGUAGACCAUAAUGCACAGCGAAGCGAGGUAAAAAAAGUUCGACAGAGAACUCGGGAAAAUGACCAAUCAUACGACAUCUUGACGAUUACGGAAAAACCUAAAGUAAAAAAGCAAUGAGGUCUUUCACAUUCUGCAGGCAAGUCAAGAAAUAAUGAAUUUAGAUCAAUUAUACUGUGCACAGUAGACGUUUAUAAACAUGAUGGCUCCAAGAACCCACCGCAUUGGGAACGCACGGGAAAUAAACGCUGUACAUAUAAGCUCAGGUAGUCCCCCGGGAAGGGGGAGAGGGGGGAGGGGGGGAAUUUGCCUGGUACUUUAGAAGUCAAGAGAACGUGUCGCCGUGUCCCUUUUUUUUUGUCAAAUAUUUUAUCUCGGGUUAGAAAUGCAUUUUUGAGGUUAAGGUGCAAUUUAAAAAAUAAAGAUUUUUUAAGGUUAAUUUGUCCUACUUCUGAAGAAGUAAUUAAUGACGUCAUGUCACUUGUCUAUUUUGUCAGACCCCCCCCCCCCCCCCCUGGCCUUAAAACAACUUGGCCUAAGUUUGGUCGUGCCACAACUCUCGUAGCUCAAGAUAUUGAUAUUCGUAUUUUUGAUGACGUCACCCCCUUGACGAAUGGACGACUUACCCUUAGUUUGGUUGUCUUGCGAAUUGUUCUUUCGAAAUCCAUCCAAAUUCCAUAUAAAAAUUCAUGGUUAUUGCAUUAAGUGUCGAGUGUUCUUAACCCUUUUCAGACUGGGCUAUUGUGAGCUGUCUUUGGGGGGGGGGGGGGGGGGUGGGGGCUAAAAGGCCCCCCUCCGUAUUUUAUGAACAGCUUAGGUUAUGACCUAGACUUACAGACAAUGACCACCAACAUGCAAAGAAUCGUCAGGCCCUAUUUUGGGUGUGGUCGAAUCAAUGAUGACGUCACAAUGGCGUCAUAAAUACGGUGUCUAGCUAUUCUUUCACAUAUUGCCUAAAUUAUGAGAUAUCGGGUUGAAAUCAUUUUGCAUCAUUCAGAUAUGUUAAAAUCAACCAUUUAACGGCUUUACAACGCCAUCUUGGAUUCUUAUGAUUUUUGCAAAAUUAAAAGAAAAUCUUGAAUUAUUACAGAAAAAAAGUAUUUGCAUGCAUGUAUUACUUCCCAAGGUAAUGAUAAUUGCAUAAUAUUA
Messenger RNA from Nematostella vectensis (starlet sea anemone), 2508 nucleotides. RefSeq lists its product as uncharacterized. The record is from RefSeq and is a predicted model, not a curated record. NCBI's taxonomy places the organism in Eukaryota, Metazoa, Cnidaria, Anthozoa, Actiniaria, Edwardsiidae. The transcript is spliced from 4 exons. The coding region runs from base 496 to 1479 and encodes 327 amino acids.